Molecule: messenger RNA, 1914 nt
Organism: Loxodonta africana (African savanna elephant)
Lineage: Eukaryota; Metazoa; Chordata; Mammalia; Proboscidea; Elephantidae
Gene: LIPK
Product: lipase family member K
Exons: 9
Coding region: 351-1655 (434 amino acids)
Biological process (GO): lipid metabolic process
Molecular function (GO): hydrolase activity, acting on ester bonds
Source: RefSeq, a predicted model, not a curated record
AUCCCAUAUAUAUAUAUUUUUAAUUUUUACGGUUUGACUUUUUAUAUGUAACACUUCAAUUUUGAUGUAAAAUAUGAGGUGACAAUCUAAUUUUCUUGCACUAGCUAGCCAAUUUUUUUAACAUCACUGGGUGAAUGCUUCCUGUUUUUUCAGCAAUACCUGGUGAUGAUGAUGAUAUGGUAAAUAUAAUGAAGAUAGUUGAUACUUCUUUAGUGAUUACUUUAAGCCAGGCACUAUUCGAAGAGCUUUAUGGGUAUUAAUUUACUUAGUCUUUACAACAACCCUAGGAAGUCGGUGAAAUUAUUCUCUACAUUAUUAUUACUAGUAGUAGAGGAAAGUGAUUCUCAGGAAUGUUAAGUAACUUGCCCAAGGGCGCACAGCUAGUAAUCUUUUACUUUGUAGAAUUACCUUUGAUGACAAAUAUAUUAAUAUUUCCUUUCCCAGGCAGACCCCAAAUGUGGCAGCUUUUAGUAGCAGUGUGCUGGAUGUUUCUACUUGGAUCCAUGUAUGGUUGUGAUAAGCAAGGAAGCCCCACAAAUCCUGAAGCUAAUAUGAAUAUUAGCCAGAUUAUUUCCUAUUGGGGCUAUCCUUAUGAAAAGUAUGAUGUCGUGACUAGAGACGGUUAUAUCCUUGGAAUUUACAGGAUCCCUCAUGGAAGAGGAUGCUCGAGUAGAACAGCUCCAAAGCCUGUUGUGUAUUUGCAACAUGGUUUAAUGGCAUCUGCCAGUAACUGGAUUUGCAACCUGCCCCAUAAUAGCUUGGCCUUCCUUCUGGCAGAUACUGGUUAUGAUGUGUGGAUGGGGAAUAGCCGGGGAAACACCUGGUCCAGGAAACACUUGAAAUUGUCACCCGAAUCACCAGAAUAUUGGGCAUUCAGUUUGGAUGAGAUGGCUAAAUAUGACCUGCCAGCCACAGUCAAUUUCAUCGUAGAGAAAACUGGACAGGAGCGACUCUUCUAUGUGGGCCACUCCCAAGGCACUACCAUAGCUUUCAUAGCAUUCUCUACAAACCCAGAACUGGCUAAGAGGAUCAAGAUAUUUUUUGCAUUGGCUCCAGUCGUCACAGUGAAAUACACCCAAUGUCCCAUGAAAAGUUUUGCAACUCUUUCCAGUCAAAUAGUCAAGGCUUUUUUUGGUGAUAAGAUGUUCUACCCUCAUACAUUUUUCCACCAAUUCAUUGCCACCAAGGUCUGCAACCAGAAGCUGUUCCGUAGUAUUUGCAGCAACUUCCUAUUUACUUUGAGUGGAUUUGAUCCGAAUAACUUAAACAUGAGUCGAUUGGAUGUUUAUUUGUCACACAGCCCCGCAGGAACAUCUGUUCAGAAUAUGCUGCACUGGGCCCAGGCUGUUAAUUCUGGUCAGUUCCAAGCUUUCGAUUGGGGAAACCCGAAGCAGAACAUGAUGCACUUUAAGCAGCUUACACCUCCCUUAUACAACGUUACUAAGAUGGAAGUUCCAACAGCUGUGUGGAAUGGUGGACAGGACCGUGUGGCUGAUCCCAAGGACGUUGAGAAUUUACUUCCUAAAAUUUCCAACCUUAUUUAUUACAAGUGGAUUCCACACUACAAUCACUUGGAUUUUUACCUUGGACAGGACGCACCCCAGGAAAUUUACCAAGACCUAAUUAGCUUGAUGGAACAAUGUUUGCAAAAUUAAAUACACAGUGUGACAGACAGACUCUAAGGUGACCCCAGUGGUUCUCACCUCCUGGUGUCCAAACAUUCAUGUAAUCCCACUCCCCUUGACUAUGCAUGGAACCUGUGACUUGCUUCUGACCAACAGAAUUGGCAAAAGUGGUAUAAUGUCACUUCCUUGUAUAAGUUAUCUUAUAUAGCAAAGGUGAUGGAAUGUUACACCCCAACUACAUUACGUUAUGUAGGAAUCUAUCUUGGCAGACUAUAACAAGAGAUUCUCU